Molecule: messenger RNA, 5984 nt
Organism: Cydia pomonella (codling moth)
Lineage: Eukaryota; Metazoa; Arthropoda; Insecta; Lepidoptera; Tortricidae
Exons: 2
Coding region: 867-1889 (340 amino acids)
Source: RefSeq, a predicted model, not a curated record
CUAUUGUUAGCAACAUUAAAAAUAAACUAAAUGUUCUUUAUUUAAAAACUAUGACAUUAUUGAUUUUUGUUACUAUAGAAACACUCUUCAUAAUACCUUCGAAAUGUAACGUGCUCCCAUUUCAGCUGGAAUAAAUCUUUAUUUUCCCUAGCACAUCUUUUAACUAUAAAUACCUACAGUCCACUCAGCUCCACCUGACCAUGGCUCCGCCAUAUGGUCCUUCAACGGAAAAGAUCAGCGCCGAAGAUGGAAUCACGCAGUAAAUUACAUUGAAGGUCAGAAAUCAUUCUUUACCUCGUCGACUUGAAUGAAGAGCCGAGCGGCGCUAUAUAAAAGGAUAAAGAAUGCAGUAAUACAUUUUUUUUCUCGCCGACGGCGCAAUUAAAGAAGAAGAAUUGUAAUAUAUCGUUUUUUCUUUCGCCGUCUUGCAAGGCUGAGCGGCGCAAUACGAAGAAAAACGCAAGAUUCAUAUAACGCAAUGAUGCACCAACUAGCGCUAUCAUGAAAGCGCGUGCAAGCAACAUUUAAAUCGUUUCGUCUACAUUGUGGUAAACGUGCAAUCUUGAACGCAUCCCUUCGUGCUCGUGCGGGCGGCAGCAUUGCGCAGUCAUCGAGUGCGACUAGCUCCUCGACCAAUCGCAGCGCCGUACGUGAACGCCGAGAACGCAACACACUGCGCUUCAACUCACAGCCACUGACGUGACGACGCCAUUAUCCGUUUCGUGUUUGAACUAUUUAAUUUCUUUACCGAAAAACAUAUUUAGUAAAUUAGUCGUGUAUUGGUGUAUUCCAGUAGUGUGAAAUUGUAAUAUUUAAGUGUAUUAGUGAUUGUUUAAGGCAUUUUAUACAAAAUUGUAAUCGUAAAAAUGUCAGAGGCUGAACAGAAAGAAGCCAUAGCGGCGCGAGGUCGCGCUAAAGCCUCUAUCACGCGCUUGAAAAACAGCCUUGACCGCGAAGCGCUCAUAAAUUCACCGAUAGAAUUAGUUACAGUAAAAAGGGCUAGACUUUUGGAUGCCUUUUCUGACUACGAACGCCUUACUAGCAAGGUUGCCUCGCUUUUUUCUUCCCCACCAGCUACCCUCGCCAGCGAUGACGAGGAGGUGGAAGAUAACUACAUUUUGUUGGUAGCGCAGCUAGAUAGCAUCAUAAAUGUUAUCCGCCAAAGGGACAAUCCUCAAGUGAACGCCACAAGCAGCAGCGCAACUGGAGUAAGUGUAAAGUCGGAGAACCUCAAACUGCCUCGGAUCGUGAUAAAAACAUUCACAGGUAAAUACACAGAAUAUUACGAAUUUAUAAACAUGUUCACAGCCAUGAUCGAUAAGUGUACUUCUUUUUCAGCAGUGCAAAAGCUAUAUUAUCUUAAAGGUUUUUUAAGCGAUGAACCGCUCGAUUUAAUAAAAAAUCUACCAUUAGAAGACAACAGCUACCCAGAAGCAUUGUGCUUGCUGAAAGAACGAUACGAUAAUAAAGUUCGAAUUACCCAAGAACAUAUAAAUACACUGCUAGAUAUGCCUACAAUCACGCGAUCUAAUGUCACUAAUUUACGAAAUUUUAUUUCAGUUGUAAAACAGCAUCUUGCUGCUCUGCGAAACUUGGGUGAGCCUGUAGAUAAGUGGGAUGCCAUAAUCAUUUGCAUCCUAUCUAAGAAGAUCGACCUGCCUACCUACAGAGCAUUUCAACUGGAGCGAAAUAACAAUGAGUCACCCACGGUAAAGGAAUUCCUAGGAUACGUGGAAAAACGUGCCCUAGCAUUCGAGAACACUGACGUACAGAAGGGGCCUUCGCAGAGCUUUGUCAGUCAUUCUAUAACUGCACAAGCAAAGCCGUCAGCGCAUCAGCCUCAGCUGCAAUGUUUAUAUUAUUCUCCUGACACAGCUGGAGUCCAAUAAUGGAAACCUAGCAACCUUCCAGCCUACAGUGACUGCAGGCAGUGCAAGUACUUUAGCACCGAGCAUUACAACCUCGAGUGCUGCAACUACGAGUACUUCAAUAGCAUGUGCCGCUACAUCACAAGGACCUACGCUUGUGCAGACAGCAUUUGGCGUAAUCAUUGCCGGCCGCACGCAGCUACCUGCAAGAAAUUCUGAUCAGGUCACAUCUUUGUUUUGUAGUAAAUGCAAUGACAAUUUAAGCGAACAGUUAAGUGCAUUUUGGGAAACUGAAAAAGUACCUGAAAUUUUUCCAGAAAAAUUACCAGAGCAAGAUUACUGUGAAAAGCUUUUUAGGGAAACCACAAAGCUAGUGGAUAAUAAAUAUGAGGUCUCACUGCCCACCAAGGUCCCUUUAGAGCAAAUCAACUCUGAGUUAGGGGAAUCUUUUCACUUAGCACUCAAUAGGUUUCUUAAUCUAGAAAAGAGGUUACACAUGCCAAAAAAUCAAGCUCUUUUCACUGAAUACAAAAAAUUUAUAGAUCAAUAUGUUGAUUUAAAUCAUGGAGAAUACAUUGACAUAAAUAAAUAUGAUUUAACUAAAGAUCCUGUGAACUUUGUCCCUCAUCACCCCGUGAUUCGCUUAGAAGCACGGACUACAAAGCUCCGUUGUGUUUUUGACGCUUCAAUGCGCACAAAUAAGAAAGUUUCUUUGAAUGAUAUGCUUCUAAAUGGCCCUGUGGUGCAGAGAGAUCUGUUUGACAUACUAAUAUUGUUCAGAGCUGACAAACUCUUUUUUAUUUGUGACAUAAAAUCAAUGUUCCGCUGUGUUAAUUUAAAUCCAGCUCAACGAUCACUACAAAACAUUCUUUGGCGAGAGUCCAAAAAUAAUGACAUAAGGUGUAUUCAACUUAACACGGUAACUUACGGCAUGAAACCAAGUUCCUGGUUAGCCACAAAAUGUCUUAGUGAUCUUGCAGAAAGAAAUGAACAUUCUAUGCCAUUGGCAGCGUCAGCUAUAAGAAACAACACAUAUGUUGACGAUAUUCUAGUAUCUUGCAGCUCUGAACAAGAACUAGUACAAACGCAAUCACAGUUGGUCAAUAUGCUCAAUCUGGGAAGUUUUCACUUGCACAAAUGGGCCUCGAAUUGCAUGCUAGUCUUAGAGAGUGUACCCAAAGAAAGUCACUACUUAGGAGAAGUAGAUCUCCAAAAAGAUCAUGCCUUUGUGAAGACGCUAGGCAUUCACCUAGAUGUCAAGUCUGAUGUCUUCAAAAGCACACGCCCUGAGCCAUACAAUAGUUCAAACGAUUGUAAACGCGACAUUUUGAGCUUUAUAAGCAAAUUUUACGAUCCAUUAGGUCUAAUAGGUCCUGUUUUCGUUCGCGCAAAGGUUAUUAUGCAAAUGUUAUGGGCAGCUCAUGAUCUGAAUUGGGAUUCCACUCCUCCAGAUAACAUUCGUAAAGUAUGGACUGACUUUAUUGAUGAUCUCUCUCUGAUGGAGCCAGUAGUCAUACCGCGUUGUGUCAAGUCAGAGCAAACAGUGGCCAAUCAGCUGAUUGGAUUCGCUGAUGCCUCGUCAGUGGCCUAUGGCUGCUGUUUGUACUUGCGCACAAUAGAUGAGCAUGAUAAUGUACGUACUGAGCUAUUAUGUUCAAAGUCUCGAAUUAGUCCAUGUAAGAAAUUACUUAGUACUGCAAGACUUGAAUUGAAUGCUAGCUUGCUCUUAUCUGGUCUAGUAAAACGAGUUCAUGACACUCUGACAAUAAAAUUAGACAUUCAUGAAAUCCAUCUCUUCUCUGACAGUCAAAUAGUGCUGGCAUGGCUAAAGACAGACGUUGCAAAAUUGUUGACAUACGUCGCAAAUAGGGUCCGAGCCAUCAAAGAGUUGACAGAUGGCUAUCAUUGGCAUUAUGUAAACACUAAUGACAAUGCGGCGGAUUGCCUCAGCAGGGGUCUCUUGCCUCAAGAUAUCGCAGGCCACGCCAUAUGGUGGCGGGGCCCGAUAUUCCUGCAUAAUAAAAAUUAUAUUUUUUCAGAAGAAUCACCCAUGCCUACCGAUUUGCCAGAACUGAAACCUGAUCAUACUAGUGCUCUGUGCCUUACAACCACGACGCACGACCCUGAUCUCUUUCAAAUAAUAAAAAAGUUCUCUACUAUAGCGAAAAUGACUCGUGUUCUUGCAUAUAUCCUUAGGUUUUGCAAUAAUGUUAAACCAACUUCUGAGAAUCUUAAAGGCUUCUUAACUAUAGUCGAACUCAACAAGGCCCUCAUGUUAAUAGUCAAACAUGAGCAAGCUCAAUUCUUUUCAGAUGACUUAAGUAUGUUGCGAUCUGGCAAGCAGCUUAAAGGUAAUUUAAAACCACUAACUCCCUUCCUUGAUGGUGAAGGCAUCAUACGAGUUGGUGGUCGAUUGCAAAAUUCGUUGCUUCCUUAUGCUGCACAGCAUCCGGCAAUAUUGCCAAAACAGUCGCCUAUAACAAACUUGCUUAUAAGAAAUGAACAUAUAUGUUUACUACAUGCAGGACAAAAGUUAGUCUUGUGUUCUCUAAGGCAAAGGUUCUGGAUAGUAGAUGGUUUACGUACUGUAAAAAAGAUUAUACAUAAGUGUAUAAUAUGUUUCAGACUGAAGGCGACUGCAGCAGCCUCAGCUGAUGGGUUCGUUGCCUGCAGCACGCGUCACUGCCUCGCGCGUGUUCCAGAGGGUAGGCCUCGACUUCGCUGGGCCGGUCUCAGUCAAGAAUAGCCGCAUCAGAAAACCAGUAAUUGGAAAGGGAUACAUAGCUCUGUUCGUAUGUUUCACUACCAAGGCUAUACAUCUUGAGCUCUGUAGUGAUUUAACGACCGAGUGCUUUCUCGCUUGCUUCAAACGCUUCAUAGCGCGUCGUAACCUGCCCAGCGAGGUCUAUUGUGAUAAUGCAUCUACAUUCAAGGGUGCAAGGAAUAAAUUAGCCGAGUUGUAUCGCCUGCAUGCUUCUCAAACCCAUAAACAAACUGUGACCUCAUUCGCAGCUCAAAAGGGCAUACAAUUUCAUUUUAUUCCUAGCUAUAGUCCGGUGUUUGGCGGUAUAUGGGAAAGCGGAGUGAAGAGUGCGAAGCACCACCUUAAACGUGUCGUAGGUAAAAGUCUCCUCACCUAUGAACAGCUUAAUUCCGUGCUUGUUGAGAUAGAGGGCGUACUUAAUGCCCGGCCCAUUACAGCGGUAAGCAAUGAUCCAGAAGACUUUUCAUAUCUCUCUCCAGGACAUUUCCUUACUGGUGCUCCUCUAAAUACUUACCCAGAACAAGAUGUAAGUAAUAAACCCACUAAUUUGCUUAGGUUCUGGUCUACCAUAACCUGUAUGAAGCAAACCUUCUGGAAGUAUUGGAGUAAGCAUUAUUUAAAUCAAUUACAAAACCGACCUAAAUGGCAAUCGGUUACGCCAAAUGUAGCUAUUGAUAGUUUAGUCAUACUGCGUAGCGACAAUUCACCUCCUCUCGAGUGGCCCAUGGCGAGGGUAACUAACUUGUUUCCAGGAAAGGACGGUAUAGUACGCGCAGUCGAAGUACGCUUGGCAAAUGGUCAUACUCAUAAUAGGUCAAUCACAAAAAUAUGUGUACUGCCUAUAGAUUUAUAAACUAUUAUGAAGGUAUACAUAUGUAUUUAUUUUUAGUGUAAACAAAGAGCUUUUGUUUACAUCUACUAAGCUAUGGGUUGAUUUAUAUGCGCUCGGUCUUAGUGCUAUUUAAUUUUGUUAAAUGUUAAUAAUUAAAUGUUAAACUUAAACAUGCCUUUAAAAUGUAAAUGUAAAAUAGAACUGAAAUGUAAUAUUAUAACAUGAUGUUUAGCGUGUGCGUAACAUAAAUGUAACUUUAAGUUUAUCUUAUCUUCUAGUAUACUAUGCAUAUCUUGUUAACUUAUGUUAAAUGUUGCUCAUGUUAAUACGCUUUUAAUUUAAUAGGAUUUCAUUUUAUUCUCGAGGCGCAAUAAUGUUAGCAACAUUAAAAAUAAACUAAAUGUUCUUUAUUUAAAAACUAUGACAUUAUUGAUUUUUGUUACUAUAGAAACACUCUUCAUAAUACCUUCGAAAUGUAACGUGCUCCCAUUUCAGCUGGAAUAAAUCUUUAUUUUCCCUA